GUCACUGUCAGUUUUUACUUUUUUUCAAAACCGUUUCAUAUUUUAGUUUCCACGGAAACUCAAACGCAAACAAACAACUUCCUGAAAAAAUAAUUUAUAAAAAUGGAAAGUAAAGAUAAUAGACACAAGGACAAGCGUUCUAGCAUGAAACAUCAUAAGAAAAAUUUCCAUCGCAAAAACAAUGGAUCCUCUCAAGUUGAAAUAAUUCGAAGUCUUAUCGAUGUAGCAGACUCAAGUGAUGACCGUAUAAGUGGCCGGCCGAUUUAUUGGUCGUCAAAAGCUAUUGAUAGUGAUAUUGAUAAUGAACAAAUGCACGCAGCGGAUUUUGAGUUGCUUACUCAGAUGCCAAACUCUGUUGGAGGACAUUUUCAGUUUACCUCCGAAAAAAAUUGGGAAUCUGAGGACAUGUUUUUAAACAAGACCCAAGCUAGUGAAUAUUUCACUUUGGACUUGAAUCUCCUCAACGCUGGUCUUCAAACAAUCCCAUUUUAUAAGCGAUUGGAUUUUCCUUCAUCAUGGUUUGGAAAAUCUCGACUGAAAGCAAUGAACAAUGCAGCAGAUAUUGCUGAAAAACAAUACCAAACUGUUCUUGAUGAUCUUAAAAGAGAUUCCAAAGGGAAAAUUAAUAGCGUGACAGCAAGAAAUUCAACCGUAAAUAAACAUAAUUCAGGCCAACCAGAAACUGUUGAAAAGGCUGUCAAUGACAUAGAUAAAGAGUUGGAUGAUCUUUUGAAUCUUACCACAGAUAAAGUCUCUAUGGUUAAUAUUGAUGUUCCGCCAAUAAAUGAGGUCCAAGAUCCCGCAAAUGGAAAUAAUAAUGUAGCAGAAGGGCAAGAAAACCGAGAAGGAAUUCAACAAUGGCUAGAUGAUGUUCUUGAUGAAUGAAACAUCAACCUGCUGGGUUUAUUAAGUUAUAAAAUACUUACUUCUUUUAAUUAAAUCCAACACUGCUUCGUAGGCAUGCUUUUAAAGUUAAGGGUUUAAGGGACUUGGACAUGAAUAAGGACAAUGUCUCAUUUGAGAAUAUUUUGUAAUCACUUCUAAAUUGUUUCGAAUAAGGUGUAAGAUUAUUUGCUGGGCUUGGUGAAAUAAAUGAUUGCAAAAAAAACCUCUUUUGUGAUUAAUUUGUGUGCUAUAAAUAUGGAUACAAUCAAAGAGAAUACUUUUAUAUUUUUGCUCACCAUUUCUAGCGUGCAAAUACCUUUUUUAUUAAUUUAAAGUUAAAUAAAACACCUACUUAAUAUUAAAAAGCUGAGUAAUUAAUACAAAAUCGAAAGUUACAAACUUCUUUGUUUGCAAUUCAUAUAAACAUGUUCUAGAAUUUCUUUCGACCAUUGGACGAAUAUUGAACCACAGUAUGCGAUCGGACAUCAUUAGAAACGACCUGAUUGUUAU
Eupeodes corollae is the source of this 1395-nucleotide messenger RNA. RefSeq lists its product as uncharacterized. The record is from RefSeq and is a predicted model, not a curated record. The coding region runs from base 103 to 885 and encodes 260 amino acids. Gene Ontology annotation, biological process: negative regulation of G2/M transition of mitotic cell cycle. Lineage: Eukaryota; Metazoa; Arthropoda; Insecta; Diptera; Syrphidae. The transcript has 2 exons.